Anopheles aquasalis is the source of this 1409-nucleotide messenger RNA. RefSeq names its product 27 kDa hemolymph protein. The record is from RefSeq and is a predicted model, not a curated record. NCBI's taxonomy places the organism in Eukaryota, Metazoa, Arthropoda, Insecta, Diptera, Culicidae.
GUUUGCUAACGUUUCGUAGAGCGGACGAUGCGAUCGUGGAGUGAUCGUUUUGGGUGUUUUUUUUUUAUCUGUGAUUUCCAGCAGCGUUCUACGAUCGUCGUGAUUUAGGUAUCGGCGAUUAAACCCUGGGCAGCCGUUGCGCUGGUACUGCACAGUGAUAAGGCGUCCCCGAGCUGCUUCAGUAGUUGGUUGCCUCUCAUCCAUCCAUCCAGCCAGCGAGCCAUCAAUGUGGUUUCGGUACAUUCCUGCCGUGACAGUGGUGCUUGCGUGAUCUCGGAUUGAAGAGUUUGUGUCUGAACGCGCAACCGUCGCUCGUCUCGUCUAGUGUCCUGCUUCAGUUUGGAGUUUAAAAAUGUUUUCCUGGAAACAGAACAUUGCCGCCUGCCUUCUGGUGGUGUUUGCGCUACAAGCGGCCUCUCAAGAUGCGCCCGAACCGGGCCAGAUCGAUCUGAAGGACAUCGAUCUGAACGAGAUACUGAAAGAUGAAAAGUUUGCCGAUAUAUUGCCACCGGAGUUCAAGAACGUUACGUUGCCCAAGCUCGAGGAUAUCCAGAAGGUAAUCAAGGAAAAGUGUUCCCGAGUGGCCGGCAGUGACGCAUCGUACGAGGAGGCCGAACAGGCGGCUCAAAAGUUCGGUGAAUGUAUGCGCGAUCUCGUCGAUUUCAGCGAUCUCCAGGAGGAGAUCAAAAAGGCCAAACCAACGGGAGACCUGGACACCGUGUUCAAUAAGUACUGCCGGAGACGUUCCGCGGCGAUCGAAUGCAUCGACACGUUCUCGAACAAGGUGGACGUUUGCCUGGAGACGGAGGAGAAGGAAAGCAAGGUCGUGAUGGUGAACAUUGUGCACGGAUUGCUUAACUUUGUUUGCCAUAAGGACGGUGACCAGAUUGCGUUGUUCAUUGCAGAGGAAGGUCCCGAGUGUUUCUCCGAUCAAAAGGAUGCGCUUGUAGAUUGUAUCAAUGGUACGUUCUCGGGAUACCUGACGGAAGAAACCACUCCAUCGUCCUCGCCAGGCGGAGUUCCGAAGCUGGUGAUGGGCAAAAAGCAAUGCGAUGAAAUGACUACCCUCCAGAACUGUAUGGUUUUAGCGCUGGAAGGUUGCAAGGAAUCGACGCCAGCCAAUCUGGUCGAGUCACUGUUCAAGUUCGUACGGCGAGAAACUCCCUGCGCCAACCUGACUGGUGAAGCUGUCCCCCGAAAGACUGGUCGUGGUAAUACGGGUACUCUAUCGCAAGCAUCGGUACACAUACUGCUAUCUACGCUGUUCAUGGCCAUGAUUGCGAAACUGUUUGUAAGAUAGGCCGCACAUACCGCCCACGGUUCAUUCCCCCUGUUCCUAUUCCUAUUGCUCAAACGGUGAUAAGCCCUCUUCGAACGAAAUACCAAGUUAGUGAUGAUACCAGGUUUAA